Messenger RNA from Saccharomyces eubayanus, 498 nucleotides. RefSeq names its product Hed1p (gene HED1). The record is from RefSeq and is a predicted model, not a curated record. Lineage: Eukaryota; Fungi; Ascomycota; Saccharomycetes; Saccharomycetales; Saccharomycetaceae. The transcript has a single exon. The coding region runs from base 1 to 498 and encodes 165 amino acids.
AUGCAACAAAGAUUGAGCAAGAGAAGCUGUACUACUGCAGUGCCAACACCAGCAGAAUCCGUUAGUGCCGGAAAGAAGCCGUGUGCUGAAGAGGCACCUGCUAGAAGAAACAAAAGGUCAAUUACGACCCCAUCUAAUGUCAAUAUCAAUGUUGUUGAAAGAAAACUGUUUAAUUUGGAGUUAGAAAGGCAACAUCACCGUGUUAGGGAUUUGACCAAGAGCAAACAAAACGGAAGUUUUAUUGCUGAAAAUACUGAUCCGGAUGCAAAUAGAAUAACGCAAGAACAGAAACAAAAUACAACGGUUAAAGAGCCUACUAGAAAACAGCCACUAUCUUCAAGAAAGAAGAGCCCACCCAGAAAGAACAAGAGCUUAAAAGACUUGAUAUAUGAGACAAACAAGACACUCUAUCAAGUGGAUUCCAACAAGGUUAAAUACAAAGUAGGCCUAUCCAAAAAACAGCUCUCAUCGCCAAAAGCAGAAAAUAACCAAGCUUAA